AUGUCUCUCAAGUACAUCCUCCCUGUUCUGGCUGCUAGCCAGGCCGUUUUCGCUGCCGACUGCGGUGACACCAAGAUCAAGACUCAGAGCGAUGCUGAUGGCAUUAACACCUGCUCCACCCUCAAGGGUGAUGUGACCAUCGACAAGUCCUUCAGCGGCGACCUCCAACUCAACGGAAUCAAAAAGAUCACCGGUGGCCUUCUCUGCUCUGGCGGUGCUAACGUCAGCUCCAUCACCGCUUCUUCCCUCACCUCCAUCGGCAAGGGCUUCGACUUGGAGGGUCUCACCACCCUGACCCUGCUCGAGUUCGCUGAGCUUGACUCUGUUGGUUCCAUCAACUGGGAGGCUCUCCCCAAGCUUCAGUCCCUGAACUUCGCCAAGGGUGUCACACAGGCCGGCGAUGUCAGCAUCGCUAACACCGGUCUGACUGACCUCAACGGUAUCUCCCUCAAGACCGUUGGUACCUUCAGCAUCCAGAACAACCGUGACCUGAAGACCAUCGACAUCAACAACCUGCAGAACGCCACCAACAUUAUCAGCUUCUCGGGUAACUUCGACACCCUGGAGAUCAACCUCCCCAACCUGGGCACCGGUACCAACAUGACCUUCCAGAACAUCUCCUCCGUCUCUGUGCCUUCUCUUGAGAAGCUCACUGGCCAGCUCGGCUUCUGGGGUACCCAGUUUGAGACUUUCUCCGCUCCCAACCUUACCCAGACUGGUGAUUUGAUCUUCAAGGACAACAGCAAGCUGUCCAACAUCAGCAUGCCCGUCCUGAAGACUGUCUCCGGUGGCUUCACCAUUGCCCGUGAUGACAAGCUGUCCACCAUCUCUCUGCCCAUGCUCGAGCGUGUCAACGGUGCCAUUGACUUCAGCGGUACCUUCAACAAGCUUUCUCUUGGUGCUCUCAAGGAUGUUGAGGGUAGCUUCAACAUGCAGUCCACCCGCGGUAACUUCAGCUGCGACGACCUCCGCAAGCUGAAGAGCGACAACGUCAUCAAGGGUAACUUCAAGUGCGAUGCCACCAACAACAACCCCACCACUGCCAACGGCGGCAAAGGUACCUCCAGCUCCAGCUCUGGCGGCUCUUCCAGCACCAGCUCCGGCGCUGCCUUCAUGACCGGUGCCAACGUUCCCGUCGUUGGUCUCGCCGCCGUCUUCGGUGCCCUUGCCCAGCUUCUGUAA
Molecule: messenger RNA, 1182 nt
Organism: Penicillium bovifimosum
Lineage: Eukaryota; Fungi; Ascomycota; Eurotiomycetes; Eurotiales; Aspergillaceae
Gene: ecm33
Product: GPI-anchored protein Ecm33
Exons: 3
Coding region: 1-1182 (393 amino acids)
Biological process (GO): fungal-type cell wall organization
Cellular component (GO): fungal-type cell wall; plasma membrane
Source: RefSeq, a predicted model, not a curated record